Westerdykella ornata is the source of this 2685-nucleotide messenger RNA. RefSeq lists its product as uncharacterized. Gene Ontology annotation, biological process: regulation of DNA-templated transcription; DNA-templated transcription. The transcript is spliced from 5 exons. The record is from RefSeq and is a predicted model, not a curated record. Gene Ontology annotation, cellular component: nucleus. Bases 1 to 2685 code for a protein of 894 amino acids. Gene Ontology annotation, molecular function: DNA-binding transcription factor activity, RNA polymerase II-specific; zinc ion binding; DNA binding. Lineage: Eukaryota; Fungi; Ascomycota; Dothideomycetes; Pleosporales; Sporormiaceae.
AUGCCUUCAACAGACUCGGACUCCCCCGACGACACCUUCUUCAACGACCUGUCCCAACCCGUCCCCCAACCAAACCGAGGCAGUCAUUCGUCGCAGAAACCCAAUGCCACCGAUGCGCCGAGGGACGACGCCUCCAAGCAGCCAAAGCGGAUAGCCUGCGUGCUCUGCCGCAAGAGAAAACUGAAAUGCGACGGCACCAGACCGGCAUGUGGAACUUGUAAGCGGCUGUCUCAUGACUGCGCUUACGACGAGGUGCGGAAGAAGAGCGGGCCCAAGAGGGGCUAUGUAAAGCUGCUGGAAGCCAGGCUGCGUAGGUUCCUUGUUGCUUCGGGAGCUCCAUCUCCAUCUGCUAAUCCAAGCAUUGCAGAACAAGUCGAAACACUGUUGAAAAAUCACGAGUCCACCGAACAGAAUAAAGAAUCCGCUCGGCAAAAUCCCGCCUCCGCCUAUGUUGCCAGCACGUUGCAACAGGGACUGCUCAACCCUGGUGAUGGACUUCCGCCCUCCUUCACCGAACGCCUCUCUCCCGCUCCAGACAUGUUCCCAGGAACCGCAUCUGCCCAGUCACAGGCAGGACAGGGCGAGUAUCCCUGGGAGAUGAUUGGAUUGGGCCUCGAUGAGCCACUCCCACCCCAGGACGUCAUGGACGAUCUCUAUCAGGUCUACUUCAGCAAAAUCCACCACUCCGUGCCUGUCAUUCAUAAGCCACGAUUCAGGGCCGCCAUGGACCUGGCACCUCACAUGCGACCUGCUGUCUGUUUGCGUUAUAUCAUGUGGGCCUUGGCUGCGUCUAUCACGGACAAGUACGAGACACUGCAAGAGCACUUCUACCAACGCGCCAGGAAGUACGCCCACAUGGACGAGAUGAGAGGUUACGGCGAAGCUACCAUCACCGUCGGCCAUUGCCAGGCAUGGAUCCUCAUCUGCACGUACGAGUUCAAGCAGAUGUACUUCCCCAGAGCUUGGAUGUCGGCUGGAAGGGCUGUCCGUCUGGCUCAGAUGAUGCAACUUCAUCGCCUGGACGGUGCCGGUUUGGACGUUAAGCAAUCUCUGGGACCCCCAAAGGAUUGGACGGAACGGGAGGAGCGAAGACGGACUUUCUGGAUGGCAUUCUGUGUAGAUCGCUACGCAAGUAUUGGGACCGGAUGGCCCAUGACCAUUGACGAGAGAGACAUACUGACAAAUCUGCCCUCGAGCGAGGAGGCGUACGAAAAGAGCAAGCCAAUGCCAACCGGAUCAUUGGAGCAAGCAAUGGAACCCAAUGGAGCAGCCAAACUGGAGCCUUUUGCCGGUGUCAUCGUCACCGCCGCCCUCUUUGGCCGCAACCUCCUCCAUCUUCAUCGCCCAGGUAUUGACGAUAUGGACCAUGAUCUGAAUGGAGGCUUUUGGAGCAGACAUCGAGAACUGGAAAGCAUUCUAUUGAAUACCGCGCUGGCGCUACCCGAUGCCUUGCGACUUCCGGGUGGGUUGUCGGAUCCAAACGUUGUCUUCUUGAACAUGGCCCUGCAUACCUCCGCCAUUUGCCUCCAUCAAGCGGCAAUAUUCAAGGCGGACAAGUAUCGGCUACCCAUCGCCGUGAGCAAUGAAAGCAAGAUCAGAUGCGUCACUGCGGCUGCCGAGGUCGCUUCGGUGAUGAGAAUGAUUAGCCACAUGGACUUGUCAGCGAUGAAUCCCUUCAUAUCAUUCUGCGUAUACGUAGCAGCACGGGUGUUUAUCCAGUAUCUCAAGACACGGCCAAAGGACCAACAGAUGAGCGCAACUCUUCAAUUCAUGCUGCAAGCCAUGGCCGCGCUCCGUCGAAAGAACCCGUUAACUGAAUCCUUCCUGGCUCAACUAGACGUGGACCUGGAGUCAGCCGGCCUGAUGGGUCUGGGCCAGAGGCGAUCCACUGGUUCACUCACGGAUACAAAAGGUGGGGAGGAUCUUACGACACGUCGGCGCGCGGUCGCCGAACAAAAGCAGGGAUGCGCACCCAUAACGAUACCCACGGAAACCCAGAACAAGAAUGCCCAGGCCAACUACCCGGGGAACCCGCGUCCCGAAAUGCAGGGCUCCGCGGAUGCAGGAUACACGGGCAGCACACCAGGCCCACCAUUCCACGUCAACAACAGCGCCGUCAACUUGGACACACACCACUCCCUCCCCUUUGUGCGGUCUCAGAAAAUGGAUAUACCGCAGCGAGGCCGGCAGACCGAUCCGACCAGAUACCCGGCUCUCUACAUGGUCCCAGACAACAACGACAUGGACGUCUCAACCGACGACCAACCCAGUCCUGCGACGAGCAACUCGCAGUCAAGAGGAGGCUCGACAUCUCACACAUCCUACUCUCCAAGGACCCAGAAUGACAUACACAGCAUGCCCUACCGCGCCUCGCCCAAGCGAUUAUCCAACACCAUGCCGCUUGCCCAAACCUCGGCCGCAGACAAUACGACCUUCUUCCCCGCCAACGAUCCAAAUCUCUUCUCAGCAGACCUGUACGACGUCUCAGCCUCGAUGACGGCCGACACCACCAUGUCCUCGGGCUUCGUCAUGACCAGCGAAUGGGAUCUGUCAAUGAUGAGCACGGGGAAUACGGGCAUGACGCCCAUGUCCGACGGAGCCUGGAACCAGAUGCUGGAGAGUAUCGAUCUGGGAUGGAAUUCCAUGGGACCGCCUCAUGGAGAGUCGCCGAUUGGGGGGCGCUGA